AUGAUUGUCGAUCCUGGCUGCUGGCUUGAGCUACGUAAGAUCCACCGUUCCUUCCAUGGCCUCUCUCUAUCAGGUUUUGAGACCAUGGCGAUGGUUUUGGUUCAUCAAUCAACACUGCAAGAUUUUGAAACCAGUUGGGCAUCAGCCCACAGUGCACUGGUCCCUGGAGUUGUGUGGAUGCCUGGAAAGGAUUCGUCCAUGUUGGAGAGAUGGGUACACCAAUACUUGAUAUUAAAAAUCGCUUGCAAGAUCGCAAUGGGAGUGAGUAUCUGCAAUGGAAGGAGACGUUGUGUUCCGUAG
This is a messenger RNA of Ostreobium quekettii, 300 nucleotides long. Lineage: Eukaryota; Viridiplantae; Chlorophyta; Ulvophyceae; Bryopsidales; Ostreobiaceae. The record is from the annotation of a GenBank genome assembly.